This is a messenger RNA of Maniola jurtina (meadow brown), 1084 nucleotides long. Its product is annotated as deubiquitinase OTUD6B. The record is from RefSeq and is a predicted model, not a curated record. The transcript has a single exon. The coding region runs from base 122 to 985 and encodes 287 amino acids. Gene Ontology annotation, biological process: protein deubiquitination. NCBI's taxonomy places the organism in Eukaryota, Metazoa, Arthropoda, Insecta, Lepidoptera, Nymphalidae. Gene Ontology annotation, molecular function: cysteine-type deubiquitinase activity.
UGACCUAAUUUUUAUUUUGUAUUUUGAAAAGUGAAAACAUAACCUAACCUCAAAAAUAAUUUGAAUCUGUAGAUAAAUUAUAUACUGUUAAUAUUAAAUUAAACAAAUUUUCACGAAAAUAAUGGCAGAUAUUAUCGCAGGUGAUGAAAUAAAUCUUUUAGAACAAAAACAUAAGAAAGAAAAGAAAGAACUACAGGCCCAAAUUCAGGUUUUAAAAAAGACUGCAAAAAAUGAUAAAACCAAAAAGAAAGAACUUACUGCAGAGAUUGUAAAAUUAGAAGCAGAUUUAGAAGAGCGUCAUAGAAAAGAAAAUGAAGAGUUACAAAAUGGUUGCAGUCGCGAGCCCAUUGAGCCCGAAGUUAGUGAUAAAGAUGAAACAGACUACGAAAUUGCCAAACAAAAGGUCUCGAAAGCACAAAAGCGGCGAAACAAAAAGAUGCAACAAGAAAAAAAUCGGGAAAAAGAGAUCAUGUUGCAAGAACAAGAAAAUCUUCAUGGCCCUAGAAAUAUCGAAAAUCAAGAAAUGUCUGCUAGGUUACAACAAAGGAAGUUAAAGGUUUAUUCAAUACCAUCAGAUGGUGACUGUUUGUAUAGAGCAGUUUCUCAUCAAUUAGAGACUAAAUAUAACAAGAGCAAAUCUGUAGAUGAAUUAAGAAAGGAUGUGGCAACUCAUAUACGGCAGAAUAAAGAUGAAUUCAUGCUAUUCAUGUGUCAUCCAGACACCGGUUUCAAUCUAACAGAUGUGGAGUUUGAGGAAUAUUGUAAUAAAAUAACCAAUACUAAAGAAUGGGGUGGUGACAUAGAGAUAAGAGCAUUAUCAAAUUGUCUCAAGUGCCCAAUCACAGUCAUACAGGCCACUGGACCGGUGGCAAUAGAACAGGGAACUGAGUUUUCAGGCCCUCCCUUGAUUAUUACAUACCAUAGACAUAUAUUCAGUUUAGGUGAACAUUACAAUUCUACUGAAGUCUUAAAUGAAGAUGAUUAGAUUGUUUACUCUGGUUUGUAGUUUGAGAGAAUGGUUGCAUUUAGUUUAACAAGAAACUUGUUAAAGGAAAAAUUAUAACCGUACAGGGAAACUGCAAUA